CAGACACAGGAAGAACCCCAUUGACAUGUGCCAGUUUAGUGUUUGAGUUGGCCAGAAAAUGAGUUCAUGAUGCACACCACCAAAUCCAAAGUCCCCCAUCAAAGUCAAUCAUCAUCCAACAAAAUACCCAAUUCACCCACUUGUCCUAUAAUCUACUAACACUACUUUGUGUGUGUGUGUGUGUGUGUGUGUGUAUAUAUACUCUUGAGUUUCUGACACUAGCACUGACACUGACACGGACCCAAACCCAAAACACCAUCAAAUUCGAAAUCCCGGCAUGGAAAACCGCCGGAAAAAGUCGAGUUCCGGUGAGAUCUUCUCCUUCCCUAGUACCCCAAAUGAGGACAGCCAAAACUCGGACUUCGAAUUCGGGUGCUUGACACCUGACUCUCCCUCUCAGGAUCCUCACAGAGACUCCCCUGCCGAUCAUCUCUUCUGCAAUGGCCGUCUCUUGCCACAUGCUUUUCCCAGCCCGCAGCGGACGGCGAUGGCGCGGCUCACGCACAGCAGCUCUCGAGCCACGAGCAGGACAAGCAGCGUCAGCAGUAAAGACUCGCUAAUGUCGUCCAGGAGCAACAGCACCAACAGCAGGAGCAGCAGGAGCAGCAGUUGCAGCAGCGCGAGAACAAGCUCUAGCGACAACUCGGAGAGGAGAAUGCUGUAUUACACCAGAGUUUCUUCGCGCAGCAAGAACUCCACGACAAUGGCGAGCAAGCUGGUAACUGCCCAGUUAUAUGGGUCUUCUCAGAGAUGGCAGUACAUCACUCCUGUGCCCGUUGCAGCUCUGAAACGCGAAGGUUCGAAGAGGAAAAACAGCGUUUCCGGCCGGGUUAUUAUCGGGAAAGAAGAGUUGAAAAAGACGAAAUCAAACGAGUUGCGUAGAGAGGAGAAGAGUAGUAGACGCAGGAGCACAAAGCCUGGGCCUUGCAGAAGAUUCUUCAGGUCUUUGUUGCUAGCCUGCAAAGAAUGUCACGCCAUGGAACCCUCAAGAAAAGAUGAUUUGCUAUAAGCAUAAUAUCCUUGUCUGCGACGAAUCCUGAAAAUUUUGAGCUUCCUUUUUCUUUUCAACUCAUUUUCUUGGUUGGUUUUGCUUUUAGGUUUCGGAAAACCAAAGGAAAAUUUGAAGGAUUUUCGAAUCUUCAAGGAAAACAUCAAAAGGGUCUUCUUCUUUUCUUCUAUAAUUAUUUGGGUAUGAUUUUGUUCUUGUAAUAAUCAUUGCAAGAAGCUUAUAGUGUUCUGUAAAGGUAACUACAACAAUCACCAUCCCCCAG
Carica papaya (papaya) is the source of this 1271-nucleotide messenger RNA. RefSeq lists its product as uncharacterized. The record is from RefSeq and is a predicted model, not a curated record. Lineage: Eukaryota; Viridiplantae; Streptophyta; Magnoliopsida; Brassicales; Caricaceae.